CAACAACAACGAAGAAGAAGAAGAAGAAGCAGCUGCAGCUUUAGCUCGAAGGGAGCGAAAUACACAUUUUUUCGGCUGAAUUUGACCAAAAUAACAGGUACGCUGGAAUUUUCUGAUACCCACUCGGACAUGUCCUAUGUCUUCAUCAACGACUCGUCGCAGACCAACGUGCCUCUGCUGCAGGCCUGCAUCGAUGGAGACCUGCCGUUCGCCAAGAGGCUCCUCGAGACCGGAUGCGACCCCAACAUCCGCGACAACCGGGGUCGCACCGGCCUGCACUUAGCCGCCGCCCGGGGCAACGUGGACAUAUGUCGCCUCCUGCACAAGUUCGGGGCCGACCUGCUGGCGACGGAUUAUCAAGGGAACACGGCGCUUCACCUGUGCGGGCAUGUGGAUACCAUACAGUUCCUGGUGUCCAACGGGCUGAAGAUUGAUAUCUGUAACCACAAUGGGUCGACCCCUCUGGUGCUGGCCAAGAGACGCGGCGUCAACAAGGACGCCAUUCGUCUGCUGGAGGGACUGGAGGAGCAGGAAGUGAAAGGCUUCAACAGAGGGCCUCACUCCAAACUGGAAACUAUGCAGAUGGCCGAUAGUGAGAGUGCGAUGGAGAGCCACUCCUUACUCAAUCCCAACCUGCAGAGCAGCGAGGGCGUCCUGUCCAGCUUCAGGACCACUUGGCAGGAGUUUGUGGAGGACCUGGGCUUCUGGAGGGUCUUGCUGCUGCUGGUGGUCAUCGCCCUCCUCUCUCUGGGCAUCGCCUACUACGUCAGUGGGGUCCUGCCUUUCUCCACCAGCCAGCUGGAGCUUGUGCACUGAGGAAAGGAUGGAGAGGAUGAGAGAGAGAGAGGGGGGGGGAGAAAUUCAACGAUUUGUGUUUUUCUUGGUUGCCUAAACAGGGAAACCGAUUGUAUUGUUAGCAAAAAUGUAUUUCUUAUGAGCAGCGAUCCAAAAGAACAAAACACUCUUCCUCAAUUACAGAAAGUUACUUUUAAAAAAAAAUGUUUAAAAAAAAGCAAGUUUGAAAGGUUGUGAAGUGAUUAACAAGAUGUCACCCAGACAGUGUCCUCUUCUAAUACAAUGACUCAAAAAUGAUGGUCUUGUUUCCAUAUUGUGUAACAUACCCCCCCCCCCCCCCCCCCCCUUUAAAAUGAGACCACAGCUCAAGAUGCUUUUGAAAAAUGUAACGACUCAAAAGUGUGAAAAUGAUGCACUUGUUUUGUUUAUAAAGACAUUUCAUCUUCUUCUUUUCAUUCAUACUGUACGAUCUGUUACAAGCUGUAUAUUGCCAACGUUUUUUUUUUAUCUUUUUGUUUUCUCAUUUGAUCUCUCGAUUGUGUUAUUUAUCAAACAUCCUCUGCAUUAAUUUCCGUCGCAUAUUGUAUGUUUUAUUGAAAUCCUGCACCUUUUGCUGUCUUUAUCCCUUCAUCCUUUCUUAUUCUGACUGGAAACUGUUUUAUUUUGAAGGCUUACAGAGGCAGGAGUGUUGUAUCUUCUGCAGGUUGGAGAAGCACUAGACUGUGUGCCUUUUGGGAGGAAGCUUCAUGUUUCACUAAAGUUUAUUAAGACAUUCCCACCUGAAGCAGCUUUGUUGCAUUCAAAUCUACUGUGUUAUUGUCAAGCUUCAUAUUAAGGCACAACUAUUACAAACUGUAUGAUUAUGACAGCAGAUUCAUGGUUAUUUCUUGUUUUGUUGUAUUUUCAUUUUUAUCUUGAUGUCCUUGUAAACCAUGUAUAUUUUAUUUCUUGUAGCUUUUCCAUUAUUGAUUUUCCGUGUACAAUAACAAGUAAACACUAAUUUAAUGUGGAAAAUGAAUAAAAUCGUGUAUGUAUGGUUCUAAU
Molecule: messenger RNA, 1839 nt
Organism: Scomber scombrus (Atlantic mackerel)
Lineage: Eukaryota; Metazoa; Chordata; Actinopteri; Scombriformes; Scombridae
Gene: ankrd46b
Product: ankyrin repeat domain 46b
Exons: 4
Coding region: 130-816 (228 amino acids)
Molecular function (GO): protein binding
Source: RefSeq, a predicted model, not a curated record